CCGCAACUUCCUCCUCCAAUCGCCUCACCGUUUGCGCCAGCAAGCGAGGCAUUCGAUUGUUCUUGCGUGUGUCCGAACCACUCUUGGCCCCAAUCAUGGGGGAUAUGGCCAAAUGGCCACACGCAGGUAUAAUUCAGCAGCCCGACGGCAGGCUCCCCCUGCCUGCUUCCUCGACUCGGCCUUCAGCAGCCGGUGCGUUGGUGAGUUGCGCGAACGACUUUAUGGCAGAUUCAGACCCAGGCUCAUCACUCGGCAAUUCCUGGGAUGUGCCGCCCAGCAACAAGCUCACCCGCUCACGGCCUUCGAUAUCGCCGGCGAGUUCGCACGCAACCGGGUCGAUGGAUUCAAGCUUCGAUCCGAGCCAAUUCCAUACUUUCCAGCUCCCGAGACACCCGAAACAAGACAGUCGGCGAGCAAGCCAAGCCGGGGAGUCUACCCACUCGCUGUCGAGCUUUUCUUCCAGCAUAUCGAUGCCCGAAGCAAAGAAGUUGAUUCUAUCGAACUCGAUAUAUGGGCAGGCCCUCGCGUCACAGUGGCUGAACAGCAAAGAUCUCGUUGCAUUGGAGGACGCCGCAGUACUUUCUGCCCGAGGCACCUCGAUCUACGGCUCGGUCUUCCGGGCCCUCGAUGGCCCGCGCAGCCGGCCAGCCUCAUCCUACGGACUGACCGGUGAGAAGCACAGCAACUCUGGUAACAGCAUCGAUGGACGAUCAAGCAUGGCAUCCAGCAUGGCAUCCAGCAUGGCGCCCUCAGAUACAUGUUCUCUUGGCAGCGGCUCCAUCAUCCUCAACUCCGCGCUUCCGCCAAAGGACCCUCAGCCCAACACAAACUCGAUCCAAAAAUGCUCCACUGCGUCCAUGCAUGACCCCGAUACCGCCAUGCCAGUCCUUGCCUCGCUGGACAAUAGCGCUUGGGCCUUGACGAAUCGCGAUGUCGUUUGUGGCGACUCCCAGGAUCUCGGGAGUCAGGUCACAUCAGGCGAGUCACUCUACAAUUCCCGAAGCUCUGCCGAGUGGGCCGUCGCCUCCAACACUGCGAGCGUUAUGCGGCAGUUCCAGCCUUUCCAGAGUGGUGGCAUAGAAAGAUUCAAGGAGGCUGCCAGGCCGCGACAUAUUCAAUCGCUGGAGUUCACGUCCUCCAUGACAUGCUCAGGACCACCAGGAUCUGCGGCCGGUGUUCAACAAACAGUCGAUGAAUUCUGCGACCUUCGAAUCCGUGUCCAUGAGCUGCAAAACCAAAUCGACAGCACCAAGCGAGAGAUCGCUGCUCGCUCGCGCGUAGCUCCUCAGGACUGCAAGCCAAGCUCAAGGAGCAAUAGCCAUCAUGGGUUAUUGCGCAGGAUUAGGGUAUUCUUCCAGCGGCUCAGGAAAAAGCCAGAGCUUGGACCGGCCAGUGUCCCCGAGCCGCGCAUCCCACUGUAACUCCAGCAGGUCUCGGACGAGCACCUGAAAUCCAAGAACGAUGCAUUCUGUCGACGAAUGCCGAAGGCGUGGUGAUCUCAAUCUAUCUGGUUCAUUCUCUUCAGAGGAAUUACAAAAGCGACGAUUCAUAUUGGGACUACAUCCCAAUCUGCGGCUUCGUGGGUGAAAACUUGAGAGAUAUGCUGGUGUAGUGAUGCGUUGGAGAUCAGGUAUGAAGUAUGGUGGAUUGAUCAUCGGGAAUUAAACACUCAACACUGAAUGUUGAAUGUUGAAUGCUGAAUGUUGAAUGUUGAAUGUUGAAUGUUGAACACUGAAUAUCGAAUGGUGAGCAUCCAAAUACUGGGUGGCGGAUAUCCAAAAAUCGAGUGAUGAGCAUCCAAAUAUCAGACAUUCAAUAUAUCCACCAAUCUGAUGGUUGUCC
Molecule: messenger RNA, 1842 nt
Organism: Polychytrium aggregatum
Lineage: Eukaryota; Fungi; Chytridiomycota; Chytridiomycetes; Polychytriales
Exons: 1
Coding region: 96-1421 (441 amino acids)
Source: RefSeq, a predicted model, not a curated record